Molecule: messenger RNA, 1282 nt
Organism: Mesitornis unicolor (brown roatelo)
Lineage: Eukaryota; Metazoa; Chordata; Aves; Mesitornithiformes; Mesitornithidae
Gene: DNAJC5
Product: DnaJ (Hsp40) homolog, subfamily C, member 5
Exons: 4
Coding region: 24-620 (198 amino acids)
Biological process (GO): regulation of synaptic vesicle cycle
Cellular component (GO): membrane; intracellular membrane-bounded organelle; presynapse
Source: RefSeq, a predicted model, not a curated record
UUCUCCCUUCAGGUUAGUGCACCAUGGCAGACCAGAGGCAACGUUCGCUCUCGACCUCUGGGGAAUCGCUGUACCACGUGCUGGGCUUGGACAAGAACGCCACUUCAGACGAUAUCAAAAAGUCCUACAGGAAACUUGCACUGAAAUAUCAUCCUGAUAAAAACCCUGAUAACCCAGAGGCGGCAGAAAAAUUUAAAGAGAUCAAUAAUGCACACGCAAUAUUGACCGAUGCCACAAAGCGAAACAUUUAUGAUAAGUAUGGGUCUCUGGGGCUGUAUGUAGCAGAGCAGUUUGGUGAAGAGAAUGUGAACACGUACUUCGUGCUUUCCAGUUGGUGGGCAAAGGCUUUGUUUGUGCUCUGUGGGCUCGUCACAGGCUGCUAUUGCUGCUGCUGUCUCUGCUGCUGCUGUAACUGUUGCUGUGGGAAGUGUAAACCUAAACCUCCCGAAGGCGAGGAGCAGGAAUACUACGUCUCUCCAGAGGACUUGGAGGCACAGUUGCAGUCAGAUGAAAGGGAGGCCUCAGACGCACCGAUCGUGAUACAGCCAGCAUCAGCCACAGAGACAACCCAGCUCACAGCUGACUCCCACCCCAGCUACCACACCGAUGGAUUUAAUUAAGUUAAGGAACCACUCUCAUUAGAACGGAUAAAAACAAAAAAUACAUGGCCAACUCAACACUAGAAUCAUGAACAUUAGAAGUAGAGAACGGGGAGGGGGAAUAAUUCUGCCACAGUAAGAAGGCAGCUUUCCAACCUGCCGAAAAGAUUUUGUAAUCCCUUCAGCCUUUUGUCACCUUUCAGUGUCGUAUCUUGACGAUACGUGAAGUGCUGUAGCAUGCAGUAUUUAAAGCAGUUUAGCUACGGUCUGAUUUUGUUUCCUUUCUUUCUUGUUUGGUUUUUUUUUUCUUCCCGUUCCGUUGGGGUUUUUUUUUUUAUAGCAUGUAUGGAGUUACGUUAAAUGUCCGUGGUGUAACGUAUUGAGUUGUCACAAUAUCCGUGUGAUGGAGACAUUCUGCAUUUUAAGCAGUGGUACCGGCCUAAAAAAUGAGAUUUCAAAAGUGUCACAGGAGCCACCAGUUUUCCGUACAGCUGAGCUGUCGAAGGUUGUAAAAGUUCAUGGUUAUCAUUUGAGUGCAACAAACCAGUUCUUUUAUUUGUCCUCCCAUUCCUGCGCUGUCCUCAAAGCAAGUUUACAAAGCCAAGAACCAAAAAAAAAAGCCAGUCCCGCAGAGCUGGAGUUCUCUUUAACGCUGAUUUUUCAGCCUGAACAAACCUACCUUG